AUGGAUAACCUUUCUCAAUGGCAAAGACCAAACCUCAAGGCUCAUUUCAAAAAAGUAUGGUGGGCAGCUUUCUUUGUGAUUAUAUGGACACUUUGGAAAGAGAGAAAUGAAAGAAUAUUCAAUAACACUUCUUCCUCUAAGAAGGCUCUAUGCGAUUUAAUACUUCUCCGACUUGGAUGGUGGAUCUCAGCUUGGGGUUCUUUGUUUCCUUACUCCGUUAAUGAAAUCACUCGAAAUCCUUCCUGUCUAGCAUGGUCCGAAAUCUGCCCCUCAAAAACUCAUCAUGGCCCUUCCUCACCAAAUUCAAGCUGGAGUGCCCCUCCCCCGAAUUAUCUAAAAUGGAACGUGGACGCCUCUCUUACCUCAACUUCUCACUGUUCAGCUAUUGGAGGAGUUCUCCGGGAUAGCCUUGGAAAAUUCAUAUGUAUGUUCUCGGCUCCGACUCCGCUUAUGGAGAUCAACAGCGCAGAAGUUCAUGCCAUCUACAGAGCAAUCCAGAUCUCAGCAGCAAAUGACCUUACGCGCCACAGUAACAUCAUCAUCGAAUCGGAUUCUCAAAAUGCAGUCAAAUGGUGUAAUUCGUCAGGAACUGGACCAUGGAAUCUCAAUUUCAAGAUCAACUUCAUCAGAAACGCAAUGUCAUCAUGGGAAUCUCUUUCCAUAAUUCAUCAAGUGAGAAGUUCAAAUCAUGUAGCAGACUCCUUAGCUAAACAAGGACUUCAUAGAAAAUCUGAAUUCCUUGCAUGGUUGUAA
Messenger RNA from Beta vulgaris subsp. vulgaris (sugar beet), 753 nucleotides. RefSeq lists its product as uncharacterized. The transcript has a single exon. The coding region runs from base 1 to 753 and encodes 250 amino acids. Gene Ontology annotation, molecular function: nucleic acid binding; RNA-DNA hybrid ribonuclease activity. NCBI's taxonomy places the organism in Eukaryota, Viridiplantae, Streptophyta, Magnoliopsida, Caryophyllales, Amaranthaceae. The record is from RefSeq and is a predicted model, not a curated record.